AUGACGAACGCCCUGGAGUUGACCUGGUUGCUGUUUUUAGUCAUCACACCACAUGCUAAAGGUCACAGUCUGCCAGGGAAGCCCACACUGACCAGCUGUCGCUCUCCUGAAAAAGAGACUUUCACCUGCUGGUGGCAACCUGGCUCCGACGGAGGACUACCCACCACAUAUGCACUGUACUACAGCAAAGAAAGCUCUGAUAUCGUGCACGAGUGCGCCGACUACUACACGGCAGGGGAGAACUCGUGCUUCUUUAACAAGAAUGACACAUCCAUCUGGGUCAACUACAACAUCACCGUGGUGGCGACCAACCGACUGGGCAGCACCUUCUCAGACCCAGUGGAUGUAGAUGUGGCCUACAUCGUCCAACCCAACCCUCCCGAGAACCUGUCGCUAAGCAUCAUGGACGACAAAGGCUGGCCUUUCCUACGCGUGGCGUGGGCGCCGCCACGCAAGGCCGACACUCGCUCCGGCUGGAUCACGCUCAUCUACGAGCUUCGCAUCCAAGUUGAUGGCCAAAACGAAUGGGAGACUCACCUGGCUGGCCAACAGAAGCUCUUCAACAUUUUCAGCCUGCGUUCUGGUGGCCUGUACCUGGUUCAGGUGCGCUGUAAGCCAGACCAUGGCUUUUGGAGUGAAUGGAGUACUGCCUCUUACAUCCGUUUUCCUGACUAUUUCCAUCGAGAAAAGUCUGCAUGGAUCAUCAUCGCGGUCGUUUGUGCCUUUCUCUUCCUCAGCAUCACGUUGUUGCUGCACAUGACUUGUCACAGCUUGAAACACUGCCUACUACCACCCAUCCCUGGUCCUAAGAUAAAAGGAUUUGAUCAGCAUCUUCUCAAGAAAGGCAAAUCCGAGGACAUCUUCAGCGCUCUGGUGGUGUCCGACUUUUCCCGGAUGUCGUCAUCGUCCAACAGCGAAGACCCUCUGGUGGAGGAAUACCUGGAGGUGUACGUCACGGAGGAGCGAGAGGCCAUGUUGGAAGAGAGCAAAAGCCACUCCGGCGACGACAGCUUCAAGUUAGAGAGCUCGGCGUCUGACAACGACUCUGGUCGCGGAAGCUGCGACAGUCGCACCCUACUGAUGGAGAAGUGCGGCCGGCCUAAACAGCACGACGGGGACCGAGGUGAAGACUGGGGUGAAGCUCAAGUAGACGCGGUAGGCGGGACGUGGCCUCCUGUAUUUACCAGCCAGUCGGAACAACCUCGUCGCUGCCUCUCCGGAUGUCUGCCGCCCUCUGAGGCGUCUAAAUAUAUCAAAUCCCGCAGCGACGUCAAUAUCGCCGCAUCUGGUCACAAACAGUCUCCGGCUCGCUGGUCCGUCGAAUACGUGGGCACGCGGAUGGUGGCGGAAGAUGACGUGGCGGUAUCACGGGGCUGCUCCCAGCCGGCUCCCUUUCAGGAGCGGGACUACAGCCGGGUGAAACGGGUGGGCAGCGACGACACUCUGCUGCUGCUCCAGAGAGUUUCGGAGGUCGCGACAAAUGAAUGCGAAACCAGGACAAGCCAAAAAAGCACUAUCUGCACGCAAGACGCUACGCUGACAAGCGGCUAUGUGGACACGGCCGCCAUUUUGCCAAUGGCAACCAACUGA
Molecule: messenger RNA, 1590 nt
Organism: Nerophis lumbriciformis (worm pipefish)
Lineage: Eukaryota; Metazoa; Chordata; Actinopteri; Syngnathiformes; Syngnathidae
Source: RefSeq, a predicted model, not a curated record